This is a messenger RNA of Colletotrichum graminicola M1.001, 1608 nucleotides long. RefSeq names its product tetrapyrrole methylase. Gene Ontology annotation, molecular function: uroporphyrin-III C-methyltransferase activity. Lineage: Eukaryota; Fungi; Ascomycota; Sordariomycetes; Glomerellales; Glomerellaceae. The transcript is spliced from 2 exons. Gene Ontology annotation, biological process: siroheme biosynthetic process; sulfate assimilation. Bases 1 to 1608 code for a protein of 535 amino acids. The record is from RefSeq and is a predicted model, not a curated record.
AUGGCGACGACGACGACGACAGCAACAACAAUAACAUCUCUCCUCGCAGCCCUCAACUGCAAGGGCGACACACACCUCAUCAUCGGCACAAACCCCCUCGCUGCCGCCCGCUGCACACAGUCCCUCGCCGCCGGUGCCACCACCAUCCUCCUCGCCCCGGACACCUCAGACCUGCAUUAUGGCCUGCAAAAACGUGUCGACGCCGGCGAGGUGACAUGGCACAAGAAAGCCUUUGAGGACGCCGACCUCUUCACCCUCGGCCGCGACGAGGUCGACAACUUCGUCGACGCCGUCUUCAUCACUUCGGGGCCCCGCGACCCCUUGGCGGCGCACAUUUCCGCCCUGUGCAGGCGGAACCGCAUCCCCGUCAACGUCGUCGAUGCGCCGCACCUGUGCUCCUUCUCGCUGCUGUCGACGCACACGGACGGGCCGUUGCAGAUUGGCGUCACGACCAACGGCCGGGGCUGCAAGCUCGCCUCCCGCAUCCGGCGUGAGGUCGCCGCCGCGCUGCCCAAGGGUCUCGGCGCCGCCUGCGCCAGGCUGGGCGAUGUGAGGCGGCGGAUCCAGACGGAGGACCAUCUCUCGGCGCAGCCCGACGAGGCGGAUGACUCGCUCGACCAGACGGCGUCGUUCAACAAGCUCGUCACCGAGGCCGACCUCGACGCCGCCAAGAACAGGCGCAUGCGCUGGCUGAGCCAGGUCUGCGAGUACUGGCCCCUGAAGCGCCUCGCCGCCAUCGACGAAAACGACGUCGAGUCUGUGCUUAAAUCGUAUGCCGGCAACAGCAACGCGCUGCCGGAAGCCGCGAAACCGCCCCCGGCCCCCGCGGGCCUCGGCAGCGGCGCGUCGAGCCCAGUUGCCGCCAGCUCAAGCUCUAGCAGUUCGAUCCUAAGUUUAUCUGCGCAGAAUACUGAAUGUAACGCGGACCAGGCGCAGGAGGAGCUCCACGAGCUCGCGCUCGCGGGCGCCAAAGAGGGAAAGACGGUCCUGAGGCUGAAGCAGGGCGACCCGUUCAUCUACGGCCGCGGCGGAGAGGAGGUGGCAUACUUCAGGGAGCACGGCUUCGGCGACCGGGUCACGGUCCUGCCGGGCAUCACUUCCUCGCUCAGCGCGCCGCUGUUUGCGGGGAUUCCGCCCACGCAGCGGGACGUCGCCGAUCAGGUCCUCGUCUGCACCGGCACGGGCAAGAAGGGCAAGCCGCCGGCGCCGCCCGGGUUCGUUGCCACAAGGACGGUCGUCUUCCUGAUGGCGCUGCACCGGAUCACCGGGCUGGUGCGAGAGUUGACGUGCUACCUCGAGACGGAGGAGCCGGAAGCGGCCGAAGGCAGGGGGGGCGGCGAGGUGAAGGAGACGCCGAAGAGGGCUCUGUGGCCGCCGAGUACGCCCUGCGCCGUCAUCGAGAGAGCGAGCUGCCCUGACCAGAGGGUCAUACGGACGACGUUGGAGCACGUGGCCGAGGCGAUCGAGACGGAAGGAAGCAGACCGCCCGGCCUUCUCGUCGUCGGUCGGGCGUGCGAGGCGUUAUAUGAGAGGGAGAAGGGGCGGGCAUGGGCUGUGGAAGAUGGGUUCAAGGGGUUCGAUUUCGAUGAGCUUCUUGGGUUGUCAUGA